ACAAAGUGCGGCUCUUUCCGCCUCUCGUUGGCUGUUUGGCAGUCGGGUUACCCUCCGCGUGAUGUGCUUUCAUUUCGGAAAAUCUCUAAAUGUUCUAGAGUUAACAGGCAUUAAACAGAAGGAUACAGACGCGAACUUUCUUCAGAUUUCAUGCGCGCUCCGUACGCAUGAAAUGGACCAUUUAACUCGUUUGAUAAUUGUGUCGCACUUUUGGGGGACUUUUUUCCUUUCUUUCAAGCAUUGGAUGAAAUUACAUUGUUGAAAAGCUUCUUAUAUGUUGACUGUUGUUUGGAAGGUUUGAGAUCUAAUAAUUAAUAUUGAUUUAGGAUUGGAAACGGCGGCGUCGGCUUCAUGUGCAUGCGCACGGGUGGCCCAUCCGCGUUUUACCGGUUCAGCGCAUGAGACGCGCCGUUUGGAGCUGAACUUACUUACACUUGUACUACCGUAGGUGAAGCGGGUUUAAAGCAUCAUGAUGUUCGCAGGUAUGAUCAAAGUGGAGAGUAAUUCAACCCACAAGACUGACAACGACCCCAAUUGUCAACGGUGCGCGGUGAGGGCAGGUGGUGCGAGCACAGCUGCAGCGUCGGGAAGCUAUCGCAGGAGAAGUUUCAGGUGGCCGGGAUACAUGCGAGUGGAUGCUGCUGUCGGUUUGGCUGCUGAGACGCCAUGUGAUUCCAACAAAAAUUCCAUAACCCCCAUUUGUGGCCCAUCCACUAGUGAGAACACUCAAAAGGGUGCUUCUGAAUUGCCAAGCAACUCCAGUGAGAAAUGGCUUAAGGAGGAUUUUCAGAAAGACAACUCUUCGAACGACCAGAAUUCAUCCAAAACUUGCAGUUUACGUGGCAUCCAAGUUGAAGACACUUCUAGAACAGUCCCACCACGUGAAGUUUUCAAUUCCAGCUUUAGUUUCAUUCAACAGUCACUAGAAACAAGUGAUUUAUUACAUGAUACAACCACAAGUAAGACUUCUUCAUUCCAAUUUGUAAACAAACCAUUUGAUUCGACUUCAUGGGACCAAUUAAGAUCUGAACUGUCCAGCUCAGAUACUUUAAAACCUCAAACUGUUUUCAUCAAUAAGUUUAAAGAGGAUUCAGUUAGCCAUUCAGAGAUUAACCCCGUGCCACUUAGCCAAUCAGAAUCAGAGGUUUUCACAUUAGGCCAGCUGUCAAUUAGUCAGUCAGUGAAAGAAAAAGGGCUCCUAUUGGACAAAGCGUUGUGGCUAGCGGACUUGGACAUGUCCUGGCGUCAACGGGACAGACAGACCUCAUCCGUGACGUCUGACUUCAAAGAAAGCAUCCAAGACUCAGACUCUGGCUCUCUGGACACUGAGGUCACAUCCUUGCUCUCGGUUGAUUCGUCCGACUCGGGCUCGUCCAUCACCUCUGGAUAUGACAGCGCAUCCCCAUCGUCCGGCCAGAGCCGAGGCGGUCUCAUGAAGAAGUAUGAAAAUGUUCUACAAGACUGUCUGCAGAACAACCGCACAAACACCAAGAUUGAGUCCAUAAUGCUGAAACUACAGAGAUUACAGCACAAAGCAGUACUGGAUGAUGACUAUGAUACAGCUGAGCAUUUUGGAAAGAAACUAGAGGAUCUGCGGCGAGAGAGAGCGACUCUUAAACCUGGUCUUCCGUCCAGACAUCCUGAAUUCUGUGGCUUUCUGGAGCGCCUCAGGACAGCAGUGCACAGGGCCCUCCAGAUGACAGACAACUGCAGGCAAAAUGGAGAAUCGAGUGAAGAACAGGGAAGUUCAGCCGGCUCUCAUCGCCAACCACAAACACGGGAGCAGCUGGUACAGGAGAAACUGAGGAUUCAGAAGGAGAUGUGUGAACUCCAGCGGCGUUUAGAGGAGCUUCAGGUGCAGAGCAGAGCUGUGGAGGUUCAGCUGCUCCAGGAGGAACGGGUACUGGAGGUGGAGGAGGCGGAGGGGUCUGUGCUCACUGGCUGUGAUGCGGUUCAGCUGCGGCUGAUUGGUCGAGCUCUGGAGGACAUGAUGACAUCAGAGAACCGCGCUCAGAUCAGUAUGCGUCCACCAGCACAGAUCAUCAGACUACAAGAACAGGAGCGAGCGCUCAGUUUAACCAUUAAAGAAGCAACAGCUAAAGUGGUGAUGAGUCAGAGGUUGGGCAACAGUCUGUGGCGUAAACUCGGUGAGAGUGAAACACAGCUGUUGGCCCUCCAUGAGGCGAAGCUCACGGCCAUCUCAGGAAAUGACUUCAGCACUGCGAAGGAACUGAAGGCAGAAAUCAGGAACAUGUACAGUGAGCGAGAUCAUCUGGAGGGUCAGCUGAGGAAACUGAAGACCAUCAGCACAGGUAGUGGACCAGAUCUGACCCGCAUGAAGUGCCAACACAACCAGAUCAAACUGGAGCUGCAGCAGAGAGAGGACCAGUACGAACGCAGUUUAAAAGAAAACACCUUGAAGUACAUUGAGCUUCUUGAGGAUCGCCUUCACAGUAGUUGUGGAAGUUCAGCGCUGGAGCACAUUUUGGAAGCGGAUUUGGAAGCUUGCCACCUUCUCUUAAGAAGUCUCGAGCGGCGCAUGCCCAGCCUCUCAGAGAGUGAUGAUCUCCUCCCUUCACCAGGAUCAAGUUUAAGUGCCCUAACAUUCAUUAAAGGAGAAGCGGACUGCGCCAUGUUGACUGCUUUAGGGGGGCGCUGGUGUCCUGAUGCUGACCUACAGCACUCUGAGUUUACUAAGAAAUUAGAGGAGUUUCUGUUCUGUUUUGAGGACAGUUCAUCCGAGGAUCUGUGUGGUGAAGUGUUAGACCUGACGGAGCGCUGUGAACUCAUCGGUGACCGAUUGUGUCACCUGGAAGACCAGCUCCAGACCGCCAUAGACAACCAAGACAAGGACCUCACUCUGUCCCUGGAGAAGGAAGUUCAGGAGCUGAAGGCCACUCUUCAGUCCAUGCUGUCACAGUUGAUGGAGGAUGAAGAGGAGGAAGAUGAGGAUGAAGACAAGUUUUGUGAUGUAGAGGAAGAACAGUUUGAGGAGGAGGAUAUAGAAGAGGAGCAUUACUUCAGUGACAGCUGGGAGAUUUAAGAUAGACUUGAGGUUUUAUGUAUUCAUGCCCAGGUGAGAUGCUCUGUGGAGUCCAGUGUCUCUGAGACGUGUAUGCAUGUGUCAGUGGUGCAGAACUCCUGUGAAACUCCACAUUCCUGUAAUCUCAUCUUCACUGUGCUGUAGCACUUACUGUAGUAGGACCACUAAAAGUGGACGUUUUUAUUAAGUUCUUGGGAGUUCACAAAGUGUCCUUGAUUAUACAACAUGUUGUCUGCCGAGGUUUCCUACCACUAGAAAAUCUUUGAAAAGUGAAGCCCUUUAUUUAUUCUUCUGUAUCUGUGAAUCUGAGAAAAAAAUAAAAUAAAAUGCAGGUCACAUUUCACCCUAAAAUAAAUGAAUUUUUAAGACCACUAAUACUUUUUUAUUGUGACAUUAUUUUUUAUGACAAUUAAGCACAUUUCCCACCAAAUUCUCAUUAUUGUAAUGUGUCUAGACUCUUUAUGUUGUUUUUGUAAUAUUAUUCCCAAUGGUAAUUCUCAUUAGAUUUACAUUAAUGUUAUAGUCAUUUUUUUAUUGUAUCACAAUAAAUACUAUUGUAAAUCAUUUUAUAAUCCAUAUACAUUAAAGGUAAAACAGCACAUACUACCAUCAUGUAUAAAUACUUUACAAUAUUAAAAACAUAUUAUUUUUAUUCAUUUCAAUAAUUAGAACGUAUGUGCUUAAUUGUCACUUAAAUAAUCCAAAAAAAGAACAUAGUAAUUUGCUUUAUGAAACAUUUAAUUUCUUAUUUCUUUCACUUGAUUUUGGGGUGAAAUAUGACCAGUUUUGUGAGAUUCACCCUUCUGUUAGUGUUUAUUUAUUUAACUUGUAUUUUUCAGAAGUUACCUAGUGCUUAAAGUUAUUUCCAUUUAUUUAAUGUGUGGCACAUCAUAUUUAUUUAUUUAAUUUGCUUUGAUAUCUUUUAAUUCAAAACCCUUUCAGUCAGCAAUAAAGACCAACUUAUAGUUACACAUGAAUAUCUAUAAAGGACCAAAAAAAAACAAAAACAAAAAAAAGACCUCUUAUGCCAAAAACUUGAUGACUCGAGGAAAAUAUAUUCCUUCAGUUUGGCUCUUGAGCUCAGGACAAAACGAGUUUGUUUUAAAUGUAGUUUCUUCAACCCAUUUCCUCUUAUGACUGAAUUCUGAACAGUGUUCAUGAUAUUAGUACUAGUUCAUGAUAGUAUUUGGUGCUUUGAAUUAUGAAGAUAACUUUAGUGUAGAUCUUCAGUCGAGAGUCCCGUCAAACUAGGGCAAUAAGAUCUAGCACAACCCCUGUUUAUUUACUGUGUUCUUAUGUGUUGCGUUAUUAUAUUGUGAAUUAUAAGGAUUAUGUAGCAUUAAGUGCCUUUAAUUGUUUAAAAAAAAUAAAGGUUCUUUAUCAGCAUGUAUGGUUCCAUGAAGAACCUUUACCAUCCAUAGAAGUUUAUCAUUGCACAAAAUGUUCUUUGUAGUGGACAAGAAUCUUAAGACUAUCAAAAGGUUCUUCAAAAAUGUUUUUAUUUAAAGGGAUAGUUCACCCAAAAAUGAAAAUUCUCAUAAUUUACUUACUCUCGUGCCAUCCCGGAUAUGUAUGACUUUUUUUCUUAUGCAGAACACAAAUGAAGAUUUUUAGAAGAAUAUUUCAGCUCUGUAGGUCCAUACAAUGCAAGUGAAUGAAGCUCCAA
Messenger RNA from Myxocyprinus asiaticus (Chinese sucker), 4709 nucleotides. Its product is annotated as disrupted in schizophrenia 1 protein-like. Lineage: Eukaryota; Metazoa; Chordata; Actinopteri; Cypriniformes; Catostomidae. Gene Ontology annotation, cellular component: mitochondrion; microtubule; intermediate filament cytoskeleton. Gene Ontology annotation, biological process: neuron migration; cilium assembly. The record is from RefSeq and is a predicted model, not a curated record. Bases 470 to 3043 code for a protein of 857 amino acids. The transcript is spliced from 14 exons.